Molecule: messenger RNA, 1443 nt
Organism: Penicillium concentricum
Lineage: Eukaryota; Fungi; Ascomycota; Eurotiomycetes; Eurotiales; Aspergillaceae
Product: Major facilitator superfamily domain general substrate transporter
Exons: 2
Coding region: 1-1443 (480 amino acids)
Biological process (GO): transmembrane transport
Cellular component (GO): membrane
Molecular function (GO): transmembrane transporter activity
Source: RefSeq, a predicted model, not a curated record
AUGGCGAAAGAAUUCAAAAGAUCUACUACACCAACCAAAACAGUUGAGGAGUCCAGUGUGGAUCAUAUUGAGCUUCGAGAUAUUCAAGAUGAAUCUCGGGAUUCUACCAGAGAUGAGAAGUUGCUGGUGCGCCGCAUCGAUCGUCAGCUCCUGCCUUGGCUCUGUCUUCUCUAUGCUUUGUCGCUGAUUGACCGUACCAACAUUUCCUCCGCAAAGGUAGCCGGCAUGGCCGAGGACCUGAAUUUGGUUGGAAAUCGCUACUCUGUUGCCCUUGUGGUGUUCUUCGGUCCUUAUUUGAUCAGCGAGCUGCCGAGCAAUUUCAUCGUUCGGAGGGUGGGAACCCGAUAUUAUCUUUCUUUCCUGAUAGUCUCAUGGGGCACAAUCGCCAUGUGCAUGGGGUUUGUGACACAAUAUUCGCAACUGGUUGGAUUGCGUCUUAUCCUAGGCCUCUUUGAGGGGGGCUUCAAUCCCGCAUGUAUCUACCUCAUAUCCUCGUGGUACAAGCGAUAUGAAACCCAGCAGAGACUAUCCCUUUGGUACAUGUCAGGAUCCGUGAUCUCGGGUUUCAACGGCAUUAUCUCCUACGGACUUAGUACACUUGAAGGACUCGGCGGCAGACGAGGAUGGAAUUGGAUUUUCAUUAUUCCUGGGGCGAUCACUGUUUUUCUGGCCAUCCCCAUUUUCCUUUUCUUGUCAGAUUUCCCCGAGAAAGCCUCAUGGCUGAGUGCAAGUGAUCUCCACGUUGUUCAGGAAAGGUUACGAGAAGACCGUGGAGAACAAUUGGAUGACAAGAUCACAUUCCGCAAAGCCCUUAAGGACCUCCGAGACUGGAAAGUAUGGGUACUGGCAAGUCUUCUGUUCUUCCCCACAGCCGGCUCUUAUACUAUGGCUUUCUUCACUCCAUCAAUUCUUGCUGGCCUGGGGUAUAACGUGGCCCUCAGUCAGAUCCUGGUUACACCACCCUACCUGGCAGCCGCCAUCUUUGCCAUUGCAGCGGGAAUAAUAUCGGAUCGUGUGCACACUCGAAGUCCUUUCAUCGUUGGAUUCAUGCUUCUGACCUGUGUCGGGAUGAUAAUGAUUGGUUGGGGCAAUAGCACCGCCUGCAAAAUGGUUGGAAUAUAUUUCGCGGUUAUCGGAAACAACUGCGCAAUCCCAACUGUGUUAGCCUUCCUGUCAAACAAUAUUGUUGGCUCGAGCAAAAGGCAGAUUGCUGUUCCUCUUCAGACCAGCAUGGGUGCUAUUGGAGGAGUUUUCGGGUCAUUGGUGUUUCGGGAGCAGGACUAUCCUGGAUAUCGCCCUGGGCUAUAUGCUUCUAUUGUCUGCUUGGUAGUCUGUAUCCUGAUAACGCUUUUUAUCACUGCAUUCUUCCACCGUGAGAAUCAAGCUGCCGAUAAAAAGGGGAAGGUUUUAGAAGGACUGGAAGGAUACCGUUAUACGCUUUGA